AUGGCUCAGCCCGCGACUCCCGUUGGCAGUACAUCUGGUAGUGCUCCGCUGCUACCGGCUUCACAGACGUCUGCACCCACCUGGACCGGCUUUACCGGCCCUUCUCGAACUGCAUCAUCUACAUCUGCACAAGCAAACGCCUACCUCAUGCCUGCCAGCCCUGCUAAGAGUCGGCGCCACAGCUCUGAAGGUCAUCGUCCGAAGAUGUCCAAGGCAACAGGAUCUAAGCCCGCUUGUCUUGUCAAUGCUUCUGUUACCUACUGUGGUAACAAUCAGAUCUAUGCCUUUGGUGGCUUUGAUCAAUUCACGGACGAGGUCUAUAAUCAUGUCCUGAAACUGGACUUGUACACGUUGAACUGGUCGCUGGUGGACAACUAUGGUGAUAUUCCAGGUGUACGAAUGGGCCACUCAGCAUCAUUGUACCAAGGACACAAGUUGCUGGUUUAUGGCGGCGAGAAUGAACAUCGAGAAUACCUCUCGGAUGUGGUGAUACUGGAUCUCAAAACCAUGUAUUGGACACAGCCAGACGUUCAAGGACCGCACCCGCGGGGCCGAGCGAGACACGCUUCGGUGGUGUACGAGGAUAAGUUGUUCAUCAUUGGUGGGUUGACAGGUGAAACCAACUACAUUCUGGACGACAUCUGCUAUCUAGAUCUUAAAACCUGGACUUGGUCUCGAACAUGGAGCUUUGCUGGUCGCUUCGAUCACUCAGCCUGGAUCUGGGGAGGCAGAUUAUGGAUUUUUGGGGGACUGGGACCUGAAAUGGAGCGGUCAACUGAAAUAUGGUGGCUGGACUUGAAAGGAAGUCCAUCUCUCGGCAUGCCAUCAAUGGACGGAUUUUCGGACCCAAAUGGCUUAGGACGAUCCAUAUCUGGAUCGAUGCCUUCCAAUGGAACGACUUCGAACUUCAAUCCAAUCACCAAUGCAUAUACAGCCAACUCUGGUAGCGUUCAUGUGCGAUCAUCCAGGAAGGACAGACCGAAUGCCCCGGGAGCAAUUUCAUCUCUCAAAUUCUUGUCUGGUCCCCAUGUUCCGCCUCAAUCAUCUGGCACCCAUUUCCAUGUCUACUCUUCUGGUACCCUUCUCGACUUUGUCACACCCGCAGCAACUAUUAGAUCGACGGAAUGCAAUCUUUCCUCGCUCGAACUCGACUCCUUGCGCUGGCAAAAGCUCGUUGAAGGCCCCGAGCUCUUUCAACCGGGAUACAGAUGGCAUUAUUGCACCAUCAAUGAAGAUGGCACAAAAGCCUGGCUCCUGGGCUCUCAAAUCGACACCAGUACCAGUAGUGGCCAAGAAGCCCAACUCAGCGAAGUUCUUGCUGUAGAUCUGCGCAAGUACGGACUUCUCGGCAACGAUCUAGUCUACCAAUCAAACUCGGAACAACGACGCAUCCUGGCCUCCGAGCGCGAAACCUCCAUCUCACAAGGUCUCGGCACCGACCUGGCCUCCAUGUUCGACAUACCGCCCGACUCCGGCAGCAUGACCGACUUUACCAUUACCGCCAACGCGGACGAUAGUGAUAUCUGCUCCGGUAGCAGUACGCUCAACUCUCCCACCGAACCCGCCGAGACACGCUUCUCCAUCGGAUCCACCGCCUCCGCCCCACUCUAUCUCUCAUCGAACACAUCCACCUCGCCACCCAUCCACGUCCAUAAAAUGAUCCUCCAGGCCCGCUGGCCGCAUUUCAAACGUCUCUACGCCGCCAAGAUGGCCGAAUUCCACAACCAGAAACUGCACAUCCCAGAACCAUAUUCCGUCGUUCGAGCUUUUCUCUACUACCUCUACACCGACUCCAUCGCGCCACACAGUGUCUACUGUCAGGAUCUGACUGAUGUGGCGGGUAUGCUCGUCAUGGCGAACCUGUAUGAUAUGCCGAAACUACGACUGCUGUGUGUGCAUCGCUUGAGCAGGGAGUUGGAUGUUGAGCACGCGGCUAUUGUGUGGGAGAGGGCAGGCCGGACGAAUGAGGAGUGGUUGAAGCACCGUGCGGCGCGGUUUUGUCUGUCCAACUGGGGGAGGGUGGUUAGGACGGAGGGGUUCAGGGGGUUGAGUCGUGGCAGUUUGAUGGAGCUUUGUGAGGUGGUGGAUAUGGAGGGUCGGGUUGUGAAUGGAGAGGAGUUGGAGGCCGUGGUUGGGAAUGUGGGUUGGUGUGCUGAUGGUGGUAGUUUCGCAGUUGGAGGGUUGGGCAGGGAUGGAGUUGGAAAUGGGAGGUCAAGGGCUCGAGCGAGGGGGAGGAGGAUGAGUGAUAUUGAUGAUGGGGAGGAAGGGGAUGAGGAUGGCAUGGAGAUCUCUUGA
Endocarpon pusillum Z07020 is the source of this 2295-nucleotide messenger RNA. RefSeq lists its product as uncharacterized. Gene Ontology annotation, molecular function: protein binding. Lineage: Eukaryota; Fungi; Ascomycota; Eurotiomycetes; Verrucariales; Verrucariaceae. The transcript has a single exon. Bases 1 to 2295 code for a protein of 764 amino acids. The record is from RefSeq and is a predicted model, not a curated record.